GACUACACUCUAGGAGUAUGAGUAAUUCAUAAAAGUAAUUUCAUACUUCUAUUCAUCGCAUCAGAUUCUAUUUCUUCCCUCAUCAACCUCAUUUACACUACACUGUUGCACUGCCUCACUCUACUGAUCUUCUUUUGUUUCCCCCUUUUCUCUUUCCUUAUACACCUUUCAAGCCUUCUUCAUCUCUUAAAAAGCAAAAGCGAAAGUAAAAAUUUCUUCUUUUUUCUUCAUUUUUUGUCCAAAAUCUAACUACCCAGUUCAGAUUCUCCCUUACCCAAAGGCUCAUAGAUUCACAUAUACUCCCCAACAUCUUUUUUCUUUCACAUUUGCUUUUUUCUUCACUUUCUCUCUCUAGGGUUUUUCAACUAAUGCAUAAUCUGGAGACUAAUUAAUUUAAUUUUUUUUUCUGGGUUUUCUUCUAAAUGAUGGAAUUUUUAAUGGGUAGGAAAAUUUUUGUGGGUUUUCUCUGUUUUUCACUUCUUUUUGCUGGGUUUUCUUCAGUUUCAGCUUCUACUCCACCUGCUAAAUUUGUUAGUGGGUUUAUCUCAAGCUCUUUAGCUAAGCUGAUGAAAUGGGUUUGGUCACUUAAAGCCACUACUAAAACAGCAAUUUCUGGGCGUUCAAUGAUGAAAUUUGAAAGUGGGUACAAUGUUGAAACUGUGUUUGAUGGAAGUAAGCUUGGAAUUGAACCUUAUUCUGUUGAGGUUUCGCCUAGUGGAGAGCUUCUUAUUGUGGAUUCAGCUAAUAGCAAUCUUUACAGAAUAUCUUCAUCACUUAACCUCUAUAGCAGACCGAAGCUCGUUGCUGGAUCAGCUGAAGGAUACUCGGGGCACGUUGAUGGGAAACACAGGGAAGCAAGGAUGGGCAAUCCUAAAGGUGCCGCUGUAGAUGAUAGGGGAAAUAUUUAUGUUGCAGACACUAUGAAUAUGGCAAUCAGGAAAAUUAGCGAAUCAGGAGUCACUACGAUUGCUGGAGGAAAAUGGAAUCAUAAGGGUGGUCAUGUGGAUGGACCGAGUGAUGAAGCAAAGUUCUCGAACGACUUUGAUGUAGUCUAUGUAGGAAGCAGUUGUUCCUUAUUGGUCAUUGAUAGGGGGAAUCGAGCGAUCAGGGAAAUUCAACUCCAUUUCGACGACUGUGCUUAUCAGUACGAGAGCAGCUUCCCUUUUGGAAUAGCUGUGCUUCUUGCUGCUGGAUUUUUCGGCUACAUGCUUGCUCUUUUGCAAGGCCGAGUUGGUUCGAUUGUGUCUUCGCAGAACGACGUGAAUUUAACAAAGAACGUACAAUCUAGCCCAUAUCAGAAGCCUCGUAAAUCAGUGAGACCCCCGCUGAUCCCUGCUGACGAGGAUGCGGAUAGGCAAGAAGAAGGGUUCUUCGGAUCAUUAGGGAAGUUGCUUGCUAAUACCGGGACAGCAGCAAUGGAGAUAAUGGGUGGUAUAUUUCCCGGUUUGAAGAAAAAGCCAGUGGCCCAUCAAUACAGGAAUCAUGGACAGUUUCAACAACCCAAUACAUGGCAGUCACAAGAGAGUUUUGAGAUACCCAAAGAAGAGGAACCUCCUGCCAUUGAAACAAGGGCACCUACCCCAAAGAAAACUUAUGCGUUCAUGUCUAAAGACGCAGAAAAAAUGCAGCAACAGCUAAGAAAAAGCCGUGUUUUCUACAGUGGUUGGGACACAGAAUUUCAACAGCAGCCCCAGCAGCAGCAGCAGAAACACGAAAGACAUCAGCAUCGUCAUCAACAUCAUUCAUCCGUACCUCAGACUUACUAUGAGCAAAGCUGCGAUAAAACGAAUGAGAUUGUGUUUGGGGCGGUCCAGGAGGAAGGACGGCGUGAUUCAGUUGUUCGGCCUACUGAUUAUGCUAUGAAUGAUUAUUAUCAGCAAAAUCUCCGGUCCAGAGCAGGGUAUUUCCGCAAUUUUCCAUCAUAUACAUAAACAGAAUCUUUUUUUUUUCUUGGCACAUAUUAUGUCGUAUCUAUGAUUCCUUCAAAAACAUAGAAAUCUAUAUGGUAAUCCCUUUUUGAAGUAGGAGUAUUUAUUGGGGUAAUACUUGAAUUGGUGGUUGUUAGUUGUUACAAUGUUUACACCGUCAAAAGCCUUUUGUUUGAAGAAUGGCAUCCCCUAUGAAUAUUGAUAUAUUUAAGUUUGUAAUAUAUUGUUCAUUUUCUUAUAUUAUGGUUCAUCUUUCUUAUGA
This is a messenger RNA of Amaranthus tricolor (Joseph's coat), 2190 nucleotides long. RefSeq lists its product as uncharacterized. NCBI's taxonomy places the organism in Eukaryota, Viridiplantae, Streptophyta, Magnoliopsida, Caryophyllales, Amaranthaceae. The transcript is spliced from 7 exons. The coding region runs from base 423 to 1931 and encodes 502 amino acids. The record is from RefSeq and is a predicted model, not a curated record.